Messenger RNA from Lathyrus sativus (Indian pea), 819 nucleotides. The record is from the annotation of a GenBank genome assembly. NCBI's taxonomy places the organism in Eukaryota, Viridiplantae, Streptophyta, Magnoliopsida, Fabales, Fabaceae.
AUGCCAGAAAGGUGCAUGCAUUUUAAGCUGUGUUCAUUUUACUCAAAGUGGAAACUAAAACUCCAACUAGUUGUGUUUUUAGCUGCAAAGGUUUUGAUUUUUGAACAUUCUACUAUGAGUACUAGUAGCAUUGAAAGCUUAACUCAAGAUACUAAAGAUGAGUUGAAAGAAAAAACACUUGAAGAGAAUAAUGAAGUUGAAUUAGAAGUCUUGGAGGAAAAGGUUACCAUGAUGGAUCUUAAGGACAUAAGGGGAGACAAUGAAGUUUUAUCGAAUUUCUUGAGGUCUGAGAAAGAGGUGAAGUGGCACAUGGCUUUGUUGGGGCUAAGGAUUGUUGCUUUUGUGUUUUGUUUGAUUGGUUUUUCUAUAUUGGGUGCUAAUGAGCAAAGGGUUUUGGUGAAUGAGGAAAUAACAAAUUGGUUCUCAAGCGGAUUUUCUGUUAAAACUCCGUAUGAGUUCCAUUGGUAUGAUUACGACGAAUUCAGGUAUAAUUUUUCAGUAAAUGUGAUUGGAUUUGUGUAUUCUGGAUUGCAAAUUUGUUAUCUAGUGAGGUACUUGGUCACAAAGAAGCAUGCUAUGAACCCCAAGUUGCAAAGUUACUUCAAUCUUGUUAUUGAUCAGGCUUUGGCAUAUAUUCUAAUGUCAGCUUCAUCAUCAGCUGCAACUGGAGCUCAUCUUUUGAGAAGCGAUUGGAUUGAACAUGGCGCACACAAGUUCAUAGAAAUGGCAAAUGCAUCUGUUGUUAUGUCUUUCUUUGCAUUUGUUGCCUUUGCCUUAGCCUCUAUUGUCUCUACUUUCAUCCUUUUUAAGUUCAACUAA